Messenger RNA from Neltuma alba, 2340 nucleotides. RefSeq names its product D-2-hydroxyglutarate dehydrogenase, mitochondrial. Bases 134 to 1819 code for a protein of 561 amino acids. The transcript is spliced from 15 exons. Gene Ontology annotation, cellular component: mitochondrion. Gene Ontology annotation, molecular function: FAD binding; catalytic activity. NCBI's taxonomy places the organism in Eukaryota, Viridiplantae, Streptophyta, Magnoliopsida, Fabales, Fabaceae. The record is from RefSeq and is a predicted model, not a curated record.
GCAUCAAUUGAGCAUUGCGUAAACACUUACCCAUUGGGCGAUCGUCCGAUUGUAUCGUGCCCGGUCACUUCAUCGCUGCAGCUUCUUCCCAUACCCCGGAGUGACAGACCCUGUGCUGCUGCUGAACUUGAAGAUGGUCAACUGGAAUUGGAAAGCCACUUUCCGAUUGAUCAAACACUCACCCAAAUUAUUCUUGGAACGCCGAUGUAUCCCUCCGGCUAUAGUUUCCGGUUUCAGUGUUUUCUCCAGUGGAAAUAGCGCUGAGUUACAAUGCAAUAUUAUUCGCGGAAAGCAGAGGCUUUUCUCUAUUUCCGAUUACGUAGAAACAGCAAAAAUCUGUAUCGGAAUGCCGGGUGGAGUUCAGCGUCACUGUUAUAGUUCAUCAGCUGGGCUAGUUCAUAGGAACUCUCGGUUUUCAACGUUAAAUGAUGAGGAUAUUAGAUAUUUCCAGGGUGUACUAGGGAACAAAAAUGUCAUCCAGGACGAGGAGAGGCUUAUUGCUGCCAAUACUGAUUGGAUGCACAAAUACAAAGGAUCCAGUAAACUUAUGCUACUGCCACGGAGCACCGAGGAGGUAUCUCAGAUACUACAAUACUGCAACUCUAGAUGCUUGGCUGUUGUUCCACAAGGCGGAAAUACUGGUCUUGUGGGAGGAAGCGUGCCUGUUUUUGAUGAAGUGAUUAUCAAUCUCAGUUUAAUGAAUAAAAUCAUAUCUUUUGAUAAGGUAAGUGGUAUAUUAGUGUGUGAAGCAGGGUGCAUAUUGGAAAAUAUAAUAGCAUUCCUGGAUAAUGAAGGAUUUAUUAUGCCGCUAGACUUAGGUGCCAAAGGCAGCUGUCAGAUUGGUGGAAAUGUCUCAACUAAUGCUGGUGGUUUGCGCCUUGUUCGCUAUGGAUCCCUUCAUGGAAAUGUACUUGGUCUUGAAGCUGUCCUAGCAAAUGGUACUGUAAUUGACAUGCUUAAGACAUUACGCAAAGAUAACACUGGCUAUGACUUGAAACAUCUAUUUAUAGGAAGUGAAGGUUCCCUAGGAAUUGUUACUAAGGUUUCCAUACUUACACCACCAAAAUUAUCUUCGGUCAAUGUGGCUUUUCUUGCUUGUAAAGAUUAUAUCAGCAUCCAGAAAUUGCUACAGGAAGCAAAGAGGAGACUUGGGGAGAUAUUAUCUGCAUUUGAAUUUUUAGAUGGCCAAUCUAUGAAUUUGGUUUUAAAUCAUUUGGAAGGUGCACGGAAUCCAUUACCUGCAUCAAUGCAUAACUUUUAUGUUCUGAUUGAGACUACAGGAAGUGAUGAAUCUUUUGACAAACAAAAGCUUGAAGCAUUUUUACUUCACUCUAUGGAAAAUGAAUUGAUAUCUGAUGGCGUUCUUGCCCAAGACAUAAACCAAGCUUCAUCAUUUUGGCAUUUACGUGAGGGGAUACCAGAGGCACUAAUGAGAGCAGGAGCUGUUUACAAGUAUGACUUAUCGAUACCUGUUGAAAAGUUGUACAAUCUUGCUGAGGAAAUGCGCACCAGACUUGGGAGUGUAGCUAAUGUAGUAGCAUAUGGUCACCUGGGAGAUGGUAAUCUGCACUUAAAUAUCUCAGCUCCCCAGUAUGAUGAUAUGAUUUUAUCACAAGUCGAACCUUAUGUGUAUGAGUGGACAUCGAAGCACAAGGGCAGUAUAAGUGCAGAGCAUGGCCUUGGAUUAAUGAAAGCUAAUAAGAUUUUCUACAGUCAGUCACCUGAAACUGUGCAAUUAAUGGCUUCAAUCAAGAAUCUGCUAGACCCCAACAAAAUACUCAACCCAUAUAAAGUGCUACCACCCUCUAUCAGUUCAUAGCCUAAGCCUAGCCUGAGAAACUCAUCCUGCUUCUUGAAUGUGCGCUAAAUGUUUGCUUGGCGGACCCAUUUGCACACAAGAAUCGUCUCCCUUGCUCGUCAUGUGCCCCAGAAGUGGAUUUGGGUCAACCUGAACUGUUGCGUUUGUGCUAAACUCCAAUUAUUAUUCAUGAUCUCCUUUAGCUAGGCCUUCUCCCUGUAUUUCCUGUUUAUCUGUGUGAAUGUAAGUUGACUUUCUCAGUCUUUCUGAAUGAUGAUGAUGAGAACCCCGCCCCACCCUUGAAAAGAAAAAAGAAAAAAAGAAGCAAAAAACAAAAAAGCUGCAUCCUCCGUGACUGAAGUGGGCUUUAAAUAAAUUGACUGUCCUUUUCAGUGCCAUUAUCAUCAAAGUACGAGCUGGUUGAGGUGUGCCACUUGCACAGUGGACGGUGGUUAUGCCCUCUUUUACCUUCCCCUUCCUCGUAGCACCGUUACAUACAUGUAUACAUACAUAUAUAAUAUAUUCUGGGCAGAUUAUCUUGA